AUGGCGACCUUGAAGGGAAGCUCGCCCGCCCGAGCCCUCCGACCGGGCUUCUGGGGUUCAAGUCCACGGUGUCGACAGACCCGGGCGUUCAGCCGUUCCCAGCAAUGUCGCGCGCCCGAAGAAGUCCAAGGCGCGCAUAAAUACUGCGUCGAUCUGCUUUCCAAAUAUGACCGACCGUCCUACACGCUCAGCAGCUUCAUUCCACCCCAUGCGCGCUCCUUCUAUCUAGCCCUCCGCGCCUUGAACGUUUCCCUCGCUCUCAUUCCCGAAACAACCUCGUCGCACACGAUUGGUCUUAUGCGACUGCAAUUCUGGCGUGAUGCAGUCGCAAAGAUCCUGGCUGGCUCGCCGCCAAAAGAGCCGGUCGCCAUUUUACUGGCAUCGGCCAUUUCCGAUCUCCACGAGCGCACCGAGGGCCACGCUCGUAUCAGCCGAAGCUGGCUCACACGCCUCAUCAGUGCACGCGAGCAGACCCUCACAAAUGAUCCCUAUUCGAGCAUCGCGGACCUUGAAUCCUACGCGGAAAACACCUACUCCACCCUCAUGUACCUCACGCUAGCGGCACUCCCGAUGACUUCGGUGACAGCGGACCACGUAGCAUCGCAUAUUGGAAAAGCAGUGGGGAUCGCGGCCGUCUUACGAGGACUGCCCCUGGUUGCAUUUCCACCACCGACGCCCCAAAGCCCCCAUGGCGGCGCUGCGGCCAGCCUCGGGCUCAGCGGUGGCGCAAGACAAGGAGCAGUCAUGUUGCCGUUAGACGUCAUGGCUCAAGCCGGUGUCAAGGAAGAAGACGUUCUCCGGUACGGUGCUGAUGCUGAAGGUCUCCGCGAUGCCGUUUUCACCGUCGCGACCCGCGCGAGCGACCAUCUGAUCACCGUGGAACAAAUGCUGACCAAUCUUCGUGCUGGCAAGGAUAAGAAGGCCAUGAGUACGACUCGUAUGUUUCCCGGGAAUCCCCCCCUCGACGAAGUCAAUCGCGCUUUUGGCGUUUUUAUGCCCGCCAUUAGCACUCGGCUGUGGCUGGACCGGUUGCAACAAUACGACUUCGAUGUCUUCCGACCUGAACUGCUCCGCUCAGAUUGGAGACUCCCUUGGAAGUCUUACUUGGCAUUCCGGCGAAAGAGUUUCUCCUAG
This is a messenger RNA of Penicillium chermesinum, 1134 nucleotides long. RefSeq lists its product as uncharacterized. Gene Ontology annotation, cellular component: mitochondrion. The record is from RefSeq and is a predicted model, not a curated record. The coding region runs from base 1 to 1134 and encodes 377 amino acids. Lineage: Eukaryota; Fungi; Ascomycota; Eurotiomycetes; Eurotiales; Aspergillaceae. Gene Ontology annotation, biological process: biosynthetic process; mitochondrial respiratory chain complex I assembly. The transcript has 3 exons.